This is a messenger RNA of Eurypyga helias (sunbittern), 591 nucleotides long. RefSeq names its product solute carrier family 12 (potassium/chloride transporter), member 7 (gene SLC12A7). Gene Ontology annotation, molecular function: potassium:chloride symporter activity. NCBI's taxonomy places the organism in Eukaryota, Metazoa, Chordata, Aves, Eurypygiformes, Eurypygidae. Gene Ontology annotation, biological process: potassium ion homeostasis; chloride transmembrane transport; potassium ion import across plasma membrane. The annotation marks the transcript as partial. The record is from RefSeq and is a predicted model, not a curated record. Gene Ontology annotation, cellular component: membrane. The transcript has 6 exons.
AUGAGUGAACAAGAUUAUGAAGAAAGUGGGCCAAACCCAACGGAUGGGAUUGCCAGGGAAAGUAGUCCCUUCAUUAACAAUGCAGAGAUGGACAGAGGAAACAUCUAUGAAGGAAAGAAUAUGGCUCUAUUUGAGGAAGAAAUGGAUAGUAAUCCCAUGGUGUCAUCUCUUCUUAAUAAACUAGCAAACUACACUAAUCUGACUCAAGGUGUGGUAGAACAUGAAGCAGACGAAGACAGCAAGCGAAAGGAAGUCAAGGUUCCACGUAUGGGUACUUUUAUUGGUGUGUACCUGCCCUGCUUGCAAAACAUCUUGGGAGUAAUCCUUUUCUUACGGUUAACAUGGAUUGUGGGGACAGCUGGAGUUCUCGAGUCUUUCAUCAUCGUGUUCAUGUGUUGUGCUUGUACUAUGCUAACUGCAAUUUCAAUGAGUGCAAUAGCAACAAAUGGUGUAGUUCCAGCUGGAGGCUCUUACUACAUGAUUUCAAGAUCUUUAGGGCCAGAGUUUGGUGGAGCAGUGGGACUUUGUUUCUACUUGGGUACGACCUUUGCAGGAGCAAUGUACAUUCUUGGUACCAUUGAAAUUUUAUUG